AUGCUGCUAUGGAAAGAGAUGCUCAUAGAAAUGGGAAAUGGGACAACUGUCGAAGAAUUCAUAUUGGUGGGGUUUCCUACUGUCCAGCAUCUCGGAAAGGUCCUCUUCCUGGUGCACCUGCUGGCGUACCUGGGGUCCAUUGCAGGUAAUGGGGUCAUAGUUACUAUCAUCUGUACUGACUCCCAACUCCAGACACCUAUGUACUAUUUCCUCAGCAUUUUCUCUUCCUUUGAGUGUUGCUUCAUAAGUAUUGUUAUUCCUAAGUUUCUGAUCAUCUUUCUUUUAGGCAAGCAAACUAUUUCCCUUACUGCCUAUUUCAUAUAAGCCUUUGUCUUCAUAUUUCUGGGAGCAACAGUUUUCUUCCUCAUAGCAGUGAUGUCUCUGGCUUGGUACAUGGCCAUUUGCAAGCCUCUGCAUUACCUGACCAUCAUGAACCUGAGGACUUGCUCCUUCCUGGUCACUAGCUGCUUUGCUUUGAGUUUUACUCUUAUUACUGAUCUGAUUGUGAAGAUUUCACAGUUAUCCUUCUGUGGCUCCCAUGUCAUCCCCCACUUCUUCUGCGACCUUGGCCCGCUGAUUCAUGUCUCCUGUUCUGACACCAAAUCUGUUGAAAUGUUCGCCUUUGUCCUUGCUUUAUGAAUCCUGUUGACAUCCCUCAUCAUAACCAUCUUUGCAUACAGCAACAUAGUAUACAUAAUCAUGCAACGCUCAUUGGCCAAGGAGCGACAAAAAGCUUUCUCCACCUGCUCAUCUCAUCUCAUUGUUCUGUCUCUGAUGUAUGGCAGCUGUGUCUUUACAUAUGUGAAACCAAAGCAAACAAACAGGCUGGAUGCCAACAGGGAGGCUGCCCUUGUGAACGCAGUGGUGACUCCGUUGCUGAACCCUGUCAUCUACACUCUGUGGAAUAAGCAGGUUCACCAGGCUCUUAAAAGAAUGAUGGGCAGAGUGAAAAUAUCAAGAUAA
Molecule: messenger RNA, 963 nt
Organism: Pteropus alecto (black flying fox)
Lineage: Eukaryota; Metazoa; Chordata; Mammalia; Chiroptera; Pteropodidae
Product: olfactory receptor 6C75-like
Exons: 1
Biological process (GO): G protein-coupled receptor signaling pathway
Cellular component (GO): membrane
Molecular function (GO): olfactory receptor activity; G protein-coupled receptor activity
Source: RefSeq, a predicted model, not a curated record